Cladocopium goreaui is the source of this 970-nucleotide messenger RNA. The record is from the annotation of a GenBank genome assembly. NCBI's taxonomy places the organism in Eukaryota, Dinophyceae, Suessiales, Symbiodiniaceae.
UUGGGUCGCCGCUUUCUGCGGGUUGCCUGCGGGUUGCCAUUGUUGCCAUGGCAGAUUGGGCUUCCAGCCGUGCCAAGACCGCAAGGUAUGACACCGAAGCUGAACGACGACCUGUUAAGCCGCAUUUGGCUCCUCAAAAGGCGUCAGAGCACAGCACUGGCUUCACUUCACAAGUGGCUGGGAUGAUGGCAGACAGCAUUGUGGACAAGGCCAUCAAGGAUCGAACAGCGCAGUUGGAAAAUGAAGGCUGGAAUGGAGGCUACAACAAUGGAUACAAAGUUGAAGCCAACGGAGAGAUGAAAUCGAAAGAUGAUGAGGACAAGGACGGUGCCGGCGCAGAUGCAGACGACGACCUGGAAGCUUUACGCGCACGGCGACGGAAGCAGAUGAAGGAAAUGCAGGAGAAAAAACAAAAGAAUGCAGCUUUGGGCCAUGGCGGCUACGAUGAAAUCGCUGAGGAGGAAUUCCUGAAGGUGGUGACCUCAUCCAACCUCUGUGUGGUGCAUUUCUAUCAUCGCCAUUUCGAGAAAUGCAAGAUCAUGGACAUGCACCUGAGUAAAUGUGCCAAAAAGUUCUUCGGAACAAGAUUCGUGAAGCUGAACGCAGAGAAGGCGCCCUUCUUUGUCGAGAAGCUUGCAGUUCGAACAUUGCCCUGUGUCAUUGUGUUCAUCGAUGGCGUGGCCAAAGGACGCCAGGUGGGCUUUGAGGGGCUUGGCGGAGAAGAGUUUGCCACGGCUCAACUUGCCUGGAAACUGAAGGAGUGGGAAGGUAUCGAAGAGGAGGUAGAUCCUGAUGAGGAAUUUUGAGCGACCAAAUGCAGAGCCGCAGCGGUUGACGGUUUGACCGUUUGAGUUUCACCAAGGUUUAGGUUUUGGUUGGGAACCGACCAAAGAGUGCAACAAAAACACUCUUCAGGUGGUUUGAAUGCAGAAAUGGCAUGUGCAUGAGCUCCAAAAAGUGGCCAGGAAAA